This is a messenger RNA of Saitoella complicata NRRL Y-17804, 1237 nucleotides long. RefSeq names its product Diphthamide synthesis. The record is from RefSeq and is a predicted model, not a curated record. Gene Ontology annotation, biological process: protein histidyl modification to diphthamide. NCBI's taxonomy places the organism in Eukaryota, Fungi, Ascomycota, Saitoellomycetes, Saitoellales, Saitoellaceae. The coding region runs from base 56 to 1093 and encodes 345 amino acids. Gene Ontology annotation, molecular function: 2-(3-amino-3-carboxypropyl)histidine synthase activity. The transcript has a single exon.
CCACAAGACCGUAUGGCACGUCCGGAAGAACAACGCAACCCAGGUCGCGCUACAAAUGCCGGAGGGGUUGUUGAUGUUUGCUUGUACCAUCUCGGACAUUUUGGAGACGUUUUGUGGAGUUACGACGUUAGUGAUGGGGGACGUUACGUACGGUGCUUGCUGUGUCGAUGAUUUCACCGCACGGGCUUUGGGAUGUGAUUUCUUGGUGCAUUAUGGGCAUUCGUGUUUGGUUCCGGUGGAUGUGACACCCAUAAAGACGUUAUAUGUCUUUGUGGAUAUUGGGAUUGACGGGACGCAUUUGACGAAGACGCUGCAGCGGAAUUUCCCAGAGCAGGGGACCCAUUUGGCUAUGGUCGGUACUAUCCAAUUCGUGGCGACGAUCGGUACGGUCAAACCCGAACUCGAAGCAAGCGGGUUCAGGAUUACGGUGCCACAAGCAAAACCCCUGUCACCGGGUGAGAUUCUGGGAUGUACAGCCCCACGCCUCGUCGAGGGCACAGACGCAAUCGUCUACGUCGGCGACGGCCGUUUCCAUUUGGAAUCAAUCAUGAUUGCCAACCCCACCGUCCCGGCAUUCCGCUACGAUCCAUACUCAAAGGUGUUCACGCGCGAGAAGUAUGGACACGAGGAGAUGUACGAAUUACGACAAACAGCCAUCUCCAAAGCCCGUCGUGCAAAGAAGUACGGACUCAUCCUCGGUACCCUCGGCCGCCAAGGCUCGCCAAAAGUCCUCGAAAACCUCGAAUCACAACUCCAGAAAGCGGGGAUGCCAUACGCAAUAAUCCUCCUGUCCGAAAUCUUCCCCCAGAAACUCGCACAAUUCACUGAUAUUGAGGCAUGGGUACAAAUUGCUUGUCCACGUCUCUCGAUUGAUUGGGGAUAUGCGUUUGAGGCGCCGUUGUUGAGUCCGUAUGAGGCUGCGGUUGCGUUGGGCGGGGUGGGGUGGCAGGAGGUUUAUCCGAUGGAUUUUUAUGCGGGGGAGAGUUUGGGUGGGUGGACGCCGAAUCAUGGGAGAGGGGUUAGGCCCAAGAGGAGGGAGCAGAAGGAGGUUGAGGGGAGGGUGGGUGUCAACGUUGUUGCAGCGAAUGCAUAAGGAGAUGUGGAGUGGGAUGCAUUCAUUAUAUCCAUUAUUGCGAGCGAUGUUGAAGACAAUUGUCAGGUCCCUUCCCUCCGUAUUAUUAUUUCGCUUCCCUAUCAUACAAAGCCAUACCGUCCAAGCGACCUCAAAGCUUGGGAA